Molecule: messenger RNA, 1434 nt
Organism: Fundulus heteroclitus (mummichog)
Lineage: Eukaryota; Metazoa; Chordata; Actinopteri; Cyprinodontiformes; Fundulidae
Product: neoverrucotoxin subunit beta-like
Exons: 4
Coding region: 79-1434 (451 amino acids)
Source: RefSeq, a predicted model, not a curated record
CUUUGCUGAACUUCAGACCAGACAGCACGUUGAGACAGCAGGACGGAAAUCUUGUCUCCGCUGGUUAACAGAGGUAAAAUGGAAUCAGGUAUGAUUGAAAGGGCUGCUCUCGGUCGACCCUUUAACUUGGGGAUGCUCUACGAUGCUCGUAAAGAUCAGCUCAUCCUAGGUAUCACACUCUGGGAUGAGAAAACUCUCCAAAAGAUGACUGAAGAGAACUCCCAGCAUGGCAGUGAGUUUAGAAUCAGCGCUUCUGAUUCCUUGGAGGAGAAGUUCUCUCUGCUGGACGUCAGUGACUCUCUGAAGGCCAGCUUCCUGGGUGGUUUGAUUGAAGUUGGGGGAUCUGCAAAGUAUCUAAAUGAUCAGAAGAAAUCCAAAAAUCAAACCAGAGUCACAUUUCAGUACAAAGCUACCACCAUUUUUAAACGGCUAAACAUUUCUACUGAGGAAAUGAAUAAAACGCAGCAGAUAGGUGUUAUUGUGAAGAGCUGUGCCACGCAUGUUGUCACCGGCAUCUCUUAUGGUGCAAAUGCUUUCUUUGUUCUGGACAGUGAGAAGUUGGACGCGAGCAGUGCUCAAGACAUUAAAGGCAACAUUCAAGCUGUGAUAAAUAAGAUUUCCAGUUUAAGUGCAAGUGGGAAAGUUGACCUCAAACUGUCUGAUACAGAAAAGGCGGUGACAGAAAAAUUCACCUGCAAGUUUUACGGAGACGUGAUUCCUGAAAGCAACCCUGUGACGUUUGAAGAAGCAGUGAAAUCGUACAGAAAAGUUCCAGAACUUAUUGGAAAGAACAAAGAAAACACCAUCCCAGUAAAGGUCUGGAUGAUGCCGCUGAAGAACUUUGAUCCGUCAGCAGCUGAGAUGGCCACUGACCUCAGCCCUGAUCUUGUGAGAAAGGUUCAAAAGGCUCGGGAAGAUUUCCACAAACUCAACAUGAGAUGCAACGAUUGUCUUGAAGGCAGCUUUGGGUUCCCACAGAUCAAAGAAAGGUUGGAGAGUUUCCAACAACAGUGUAAAAUCUAUGAAGGGAAACUUCUGGAUGUGAUUGCAAAAAAGAUUACGUCCAUCAGGGCAGGAGAAGAAGAUGAGACGGAGUUGUUGAAGAUCCUGGUUGACAGUGAAAAGUCUCAUUUUAGUAGUGAGAAUCUAAUGAAGUGGAUGAUUAAUAUUGAGAGAGAAGUCAGUGUAAUCACUUUGUGUUUAAAGGAAAUGAAGGGAGCAAAGAUAGUCCAAAGUGAGGCAGAGUUGGUGGAGGAGUUUCUUAAUCCUGAAGUCCAGGAUGUCCUCAGCUUUGUUUUCACUUCUCUGGAAACUACAGAUCCUUAUCUUGAUAAAAUGAAGGACUACCUGGAUCCUCAGGCUAUGAAGGCUUCUGAGGACGUGGAUCAAUCCACAAAUGAACUACCACCCUUCCCACAAAUGCUUGUGAUCUGA